GACCAUGCGCGGUCGCCAUAUUACGGAGCACCCCUCCCCUUCAGUCCCGUCACAGCACAGAGCCACAGCAGCGGUGCAGGAGGCUACAUAUACUGAACAACGCUACCGCUGGGGAGGACCAGUGAUACAGCAAAACCAAGACCUAAACGAGGAUUCAGUGGAAUGGAUUAAACAUUUGUACGCCGCUAUUAAGUGAUCGUAGUUGGCUUUACAUCGCUGUGCACCGGAUGAAAGGUUGCUUGUUUACAUUUUCUUUGCUUUGAACAAAUUCAGCAGCUAAAACGACUUGCUAUAGUCUGUGUUUAGCUAGCCGGGGAUGGAGACAGGCGGCUAGCUAGCGGACGUUACUCCUCUGUCAGGCUAGCAUCUAAUAUAAGGCUAACUUACUUAGCAGCUGUUGUGAUUUUAGUACGAGUGGCCAUUGCAGCAUAUUUUCUCAUUAUAAAACCCACAACAUGUUAGAUUGUGCUUAACAAAGGCACAAACGGAUAACACUGGCGGUUAUCCGGUGAAUUAAAACUGGCAUCAGCUGACGUUAGCUCGCUAGCUACUCAGCAAGCGGCCACUAGCCUCUUUUGCCUCGCUACCUGUCACCGGAGAACACUGAGUCGUGUAUGAGAGGCUGUAAAUUACAUAUUGGCACAACUUUGCCUGAUAUUGGAGAACAGCCGAACUUGGUUUAAAUAUUUAUUUUUUGAUCGUGUUAUCUGUUGAUCGUAUUUUAGUCAAAACGGCGCCGUUAACGAACUGCAACCUUAUUGCAUACUGUCAGAGACCAACUUCCACCCGGAUUCUCUCGAAAUGCAUCAUCCGGACCCUGCAGGAGACUCUGGCAGUGUUAGAAAGAUGGCGCACCCGGCUGUCUUUCACAGAAAGGGUAGCAACACAGUCAGCGGGAGCGGCUCCACGCUGUCAACACCGGCAAACCCGGUGGUCAAUAACAGCCACGUCCCAGCCGAUGAUUAUCAACCCUCCCUGUUGAUUCAGUGCCAACCUCCUGCUGGUUCAUCCUCCCCUGGUCCUCAUCAUAUUCCACCCCACAGCCUGAAUCUGCAUUCCCAGCCCCAGCCCACGCAGUCGACUGGAGCUCAGAUAAAAAAGAAGAGUGGUUUCCAGAUCACAAGUGUGACUCCAGCACAAAUAUCUGUGAGUACCAACAACAGUAUUGCAGAGGACACAGAAAGCUAUGAUGACCUGGAUGAGUCCCACACAGAGGAUCUCUCAUCUUCUGAAAUCCUGGAUGUGUCCCUCUCCCGAGCUAAUGACAUAGGUGGAGCGGAGAGAAGCUCUUCGGAGGAGACGCUGAAUCAUUUCCAUGAGGCAGAGACCCCUGGAGCUGUCUCCCCCAACCAGCCUUCACACCCCCAUGCCCUGAACCAGGCUCAACAGCAUGGUGGGGCCAUGGUGAACGGGACUGUGCACCAUCAACACCCUCAUCAUCCUAACCAUGCCCAGGUCUACCCUCUGACCUCUGGGCCUGGGAGCACCCAAUCUGCCCUCACUUCUGGAGCUUUACCUUGUGUCACCCAGAAAAUGCCUUCUAACGUGGGGGUCCCUCAAGAGAAUGUUUCCCAGGCUGCCCCUCUAAGUAUUGUUGCUCAGCCUGUCGGGGUUGUGACCCCAGGAUCUGUCUCUGGAAUGCACAGUUCUGCUACAGGCACUACAGUUAGCAUAGUUAAUCCCCAGACCAGCACUGUUAGUAAUGUGAAUAUGUUGAGCUCUGCCAACGUGCCUGUGAGAGGGGGGAUCAGCAUGAGUGCUAGCAGUGGUGGCUUUCCUCUCAGUGUGAUAAGUGGCAGUGGGGGGAGCGGAGGUGGUGCUGUUGCAGCUGGGGGUAACCCUAUAACCACCACUAAUGUCAGCAUGAUCCAGCAACAACAAAAAAUCCACUCCAACAUCACUAUGACUACUACGACUACAGUUGCUGCUGUCCGUGCCUCUGGAGGGAUUGGACUCUCCAGUGGGAUCCAGGGAAGAGUUGGAUCUGCUGUGCUGCAGCCUGUGAGUGCCCCUGUCACAGCUGUGGCCACAGCCCCUGUACCAACCCCUCCUGCCCAGCCUGCCCCAGCUGCAGCCCCUGCAGUGGCUACCACCAGUUCUCGCUUCAGGGUGGUGAAGCUGGACUCUAGCUCUGAACCCUUUAAGAAGGGCAGAUGGACAUGCACUGAAUUCUAUGACAAGGAGACCCCAGCCUCUGCUCCCAGCUCCUCUGCAUCUGAUACCGGGUCUCUCGGCAUGCGUCAGUUUGUCUCUGAGAGCUUUGCUGGGGCCUCAGAGAGGGAAAGCACAAGUGGUAGUUCUGUGAGUAGCGCUAUGAGUACAUUGAGCCAUUAUACUGAGAGUGUGUGCAGUGGAGAGGCAGGGGGACCCCCAGUACACCAGCAUACCCAGGAUUAUGCGUCCCCUCCUCAGGGCUUUCAAGGAAUCCUCCCCAGUGGCUUAAGCAUGGGAGUGCCCCAACCUCACUUGCACCCCCAGGAUAUUACCCAUUCACAUGUGAAGACUACUGUGGCCCCCUCGGCCCCUACUAACAUUCAUCAGCCUGCUCCCAUGCAAGGCCGCCAGACCGCCAGUGGGCUCCCUACAUCGGCUCAGCAGCUCACUUAUGCCCAGGCAGUUGCUAAUCAAUCCUCAGGCUCCACACAUGGCCUUGUGGGUGUUCAGCAGCAGCAGCAGCAGCAGCAGGUAGGCUAUGCUACCCUGCCACAGCAACCACCUGCUACCACCCAAGCAGCUCCAGUGCAGGUGAGGGCACCUGAAUACACCCAUCCACACCAAGGUAUCCCCCAGGCUGCUGCUUCUCAACCUCUGUCAAACCAAUCUGGAUCAGCACUCCUUCACACACAGCCCCAGCAGUCCUCGUCCCUUCAGGCCACCACCUCCAGUAUGACCCCUCAUGUUGGAGUACCAGGUCUUGGCCAGCAGCCUCAGAACCACCCAGGCCAUCUGGAUUGCCAGCAGCAGACGCCACAGUCACUCCCAACACAAAUCCAAAACCAGGGCCUGGGCACCCAGCUGCCCACAACAGUCCACCAGAGCCAAGUGUCUGCAUCAAGUGUGCCUCCUCCCAACCCUCAGAGCACUCCCCAGGCCCAGCCCCAGCCCCAAGCCCACAACACUGGGAAUAGUGGUAGGAUGCCCCCACAGGGUGUUUCACAGAGCCAACUGUCUAUUGUCAGCUCUUCCCAGGACCACAGCAGUGCCCAGGCCCUGGCUCAUGCUGCCCAGGCCAGUGCCCUCUAUGCUAGUCUGCCCACCUUCACCACCACUCAGCUGCAGGAUGCCCAGCGGCUGCUCCUCCAGCACCAGUCUGCUUUGUUGGGGCUGCCCAAGCUGUCCGGAGGGGAGGCUGGAUCUGGAUCCAGCACUGGCCAGGGUCAUGACGCUGAGGGCAUCGCCGCUACCGCCAGUGCCUUAACUGCAUCAGCUGGUCUCAAAACUGUGGAUGGAGAGGAGGAUGGUUCGUCAGGAGCCAGCGUUGUGGCCAUAGACAACAAGAUUGAACAAGCAAUGGACCUGGUGAAGAGUCACCUGAUGUAUGCCGUGCGUGAGGAGGUGGAGGUCCUAAAGGAGCAGAUCAAGGAGCUGAUUGACCGUAACUCUCAGUUGGAGCAGGAGAACACCCUGUUGAAGACACUGGCCAGCCCAGAGCAGAUGGCCCAGUUCCAGGCCCAGGUUCAGACCGGCUCCCCGCCUGCCCCUUCAACAUCUGCCACACCGGGACCCCCAAGCACCGCUGCACUUGCUCAGCCUCCCUCGCACAUCGCUGGCCCGUCGGCGUAGCCUGAUCUGCACUGACUGACUGACUUACUGACCAUUUUUCAGUUCUGCUACAGCAGCAGAGCUAAACAUUGCCUUCUACAGCAGGAGGUUACGCUGUUAAGACAAGAAUUUGCACAUAUUUAUCUCUCAGAAGGAUGCAGCCAGCGGGACGUGCGGUGCUAUACAGCAUGGCGGUGGAGGGGGGCGAUCUUGAGAUGCUUUGUGGGGGGUUGGUUUCAGAGAAGAGAAUUGAAUCAUCGAACAUUUGCCAAAUAACCCUUGGACAUAUCAACUAGAAUGUCUUACCAAGAAGAAACAAAACAGCUUAUCAGUGGCGACAAUAUACUUAGCUAUAGAUUAAAAAAAACACUGUGCCUGUGUCUGGAUUUUAGGUGAUGUCAAUUUUAGAAGGCGAUGGAAGAGUAUGAGGUGGAGGAUUGUAUUAGUUGUUACCUUUUUUUUUUGCUGAAUGAUGUAAAUAAAAGUGGUUCUCUCUCAAGGCUAGAUCCUAAAGUUACAAGCGGAGAGAUUUGAGAGCGACUAAAAGCCUUCUCAGAGUGACAAAUGAAGAAUGUGAGCAAUUAUUAUGACAGAGUCCCCAUCUGGAAUGGGGGAGGGCGUGGGAGGGUAUUUUGAACAACACUGAGCAUUGAUGACGUUUCUUCAACUGUGGGUUGGUGGGAUGAACAAACCGUGGUUUCUUAUGGAGGUGAUGAUGAUAUUCUAUUUCAGUAUUUCACUUUCAAGCUCCUCGUUUUGCCCUCGACAAAGCUCAUCAUUGCUGUUUUCUCAACCCUGCAGUGGCAUGUCAUUUAAACCUUAUUUGACAGGGUUGAGAUAUUGGGCUAAGCUGCAUUUUCUUUUUUCCUAAAAGUUUGAUGGGCAGAAGAUGAUGUAUAUUUCUGUAUAGUGUAAGUACCAUGUAAAAUAAUGAGGAGGAGAACAGAGGCUAUCUUGGUCACACAGAUUGAAAGCGGGUGAGCGAUGAACAUGCUGGUCUUGCCCAGUCUGUGUCGUCUAUUUUUAAUGCUGUAUUUUCAAGACUGUGGGUGGACAGGAGUUUAGGUUAUUUAACUGACAACACACAGCCAACCAUACUGUCCAUAUCCCUUACUGCAACUAAAAAAACUCUUAAUGUAAAAUCAUUUUCACUUUGCUAUUUUUAUUUCUGGAGUAUUGCACCUUUUUUAUUUGACAGUGAAAUACUUUUGGAUGAACAAUAUCUUAAAACUCAACAUAAAAAGAAAACCACAAAUACAAACUGUAGAUGUUUUUUUUUUUUCUUUUCUUUCAUUCUAUGUAUCAGUUGUAUGCUCAUGUUCUGUGCAUGUUUCUGCAAAGACCGGAUGAGAUAUUGUAACAUACAUACCACAAUUGCACUUGACAGCUGCACUUCACAACUUUCAAUAAACGUGCUUAAGGAAGAAUAA
Messenger RNA from Sander lucioperca (pikeperch), 5192 nucleotides. RefSeq names its product TSC22 domain family protein 1-like. The record is from RefSeq and is a predicted model, not a curated record. The coding region runs from base 802 to 3783 and encodes 993 amino acids. Lineage: Eukaryota; Metazoa; Chordata; Actinopteri; Perciformes; Percidae. Gene Ontology annotation, biological process: regulation of transcription by RNA polymerase II. The transcript has 3 exons.